AAUUAUUUAAAUAAGAACUGGACCCUGAAUCCAGUAACACAUUUUGUUGAAAAAGAAACGGAUAAUCAGCAUGUGUGGAAUAUUCGAGAUUCGGGUGUGCAGUGUGUGGUAGGGAAUGGGGCGAGAGCGAUCAGACAGAGCAGACUUAUGUCGACGAGCGCCUCGGCCUCGGCGGCUGCGUCCACCGGCCAGAGGCAGCAGCACCAGCGCUAUGUGCCGCUCUACGCCGCAUCCAUCGCCAGCGAGCGGCAGCGACGGACACGGAUUCCCCCGCUCCGCCGCGCAGCAACAUUCCUCCUCUCUCGAGCGGGCCUAGCCUCCGCAUCGCUCUCUCGAAAUCCUCACUGGAGCGAGCUCAAGCCACUCUCGUCAUGGCACCUAGGCGGCGGCACAAGGUCGAGCUCGAGGCAGCUCUUGAGCACAGUGUGGGCGGCAGCCACACAGGAGAGUGGAUCCGGAGUGAGGCCGGUGGUGCGCAUGGUAAAGCCCAGCAUCCAAUUCAUCCGUGGCGUGGACGAGCUCGUCGUCCCGGACAUCUCUCUCACCCGAUCGCAGGACCAACGAAACGGGGUGGCCACCUUCGUCUUCGACCAGCCAUCGGUGUUUGAUUCCUCCCGAGAGAUGGGAGAGAUCACGGGCAUCUACAUGAUCGACGACGAGGGCGUGCUCCAGUCCGUGGACGUGAGCGCCAAGUUUGUCAACGGGAAGCCGGCCAAGAUCGAGGCCAAGUACGUGAUGAGGAACAUUGGCGAGUGGGACAGAUUCAUGCGCUUCAUGGAGCGCUAUGCCGCCGAAAACAACCUUGGGUUUGUCAAGAAAUGAAAACGAAUGUAAAACAAAAUUUUGAAUUCAAACAAUUCUAUUGUCCAA
Messenger RNA from Selaginella moellendorffii, 870 nucleotides. RefSeq names its product photosystem II reaction center PSB28 protein, chloroplastic. NCBI's taxonomy places the organism in Eukaryota, Viridiplantae, Streptophyta, Lycopodiopsida, Selaginellales, Selaginellaceae. Gene Ontology annotation, biological process: photosynthesis. The record is from RefSeq and is a predicted model, not a curated record. The coding region runs from base 148 to 822 and encodes 224 amino acids. The transcript has 2 exons. Gene Ontology annotation, cellular component: photosystem II; photosystem II oxygen evolving complex; chloroplast thylakoid membrane.